AGUUUUGAUAUAAACUAAGGAGCAAAAACUUAUUUUAGCAUCUAACAGAAAGAUGUAUAUCGUAACUUUUUAAAUUUACAACACCGCUGUCACAUACACUGUUUAGAUCUAAGCGUGGUUUAUCUCAUGAAGAUAUCGAAAAGAACAAAUCAGAGCAAAAAUUCAAUCACAUGUUCGAGCAGAAGAAGCAGCCUAUCGUUGUGUUGAACGUUUAGCUGUUGUUGAAUGUAUUACAAAAGAAGAAUUCAGACAUAUUUUAAGCAUUAUAACGUUGUCACAUUAUCAAGAUAUUACAGAAGAACGUUUUGUUUCCAAAAUGUGUGGAUAUGCUUUAUGUAGCAACAAGAUCUCUAAGGUAGUCAAACAAAAGUUUCAUAUUUCAACUAAUUCAAACAAAGUCUAUGAUAUGGAAGAGCGAAAACGAUUUUGUUCACUUCAUUGCUUUAAAGCAAGUAAACACUUGGAAAGACAGAUGCAAGAAUCUCCUUUUUGUACUACAUCCACUGAAAAAAAAAUUACAUUUAUUGAUGAAGUGGUGGAUAGCACACCUUUUGUCCUUGAUUGUGAAAUCAAAAUGAUGGAGAUGCUAAAACUAACUGAUGAUGAUAAAAGUUAUACUGAAGAACAAUAUAUUGGCGAUGCAGGCAGCUCAAAGAACAAAGAUUUUAAAUCUGUAUAUCAAAAAGACAGCAAUCCUCCAACUAAUCUGAUGAAAAAUACCAAUCAAAGCACUCAGAAAACUAAACUUAAAGAAAAGCAAGCGAUUUUAAUCAUACCAGAAAUAGAAAAAAAUGUUUUACCCAGUAAAACUGGUUUAAAACCAGAUGAUUUGAACACAUUAGUUGAAUUAGUUGAAAUUCUGAAAUCUUGGUUUACACCCAAAUCAUUAGAUUACUUAUUUAAUACAGAAAAUAUAAACAAAAAUAAUCUGAAAAAGUCUGUUAUAAAAUUUGAUUUUACAAAUAUGGAUAACGAUAAUAUUGAAAAAAAAGUCGAUGUUGGUAUUAUGCAAAAUUUUAAUCAAAAAGCUAUGGGAUUUUUAACAAGACAACCUGAAUGGGUAUCGGAAACAGUUGUAUCUAACAAGCAUCUGAUAACAAAGGAUGAUAGUGAGAAUAUAUCAACUCCACCUUUAAUAGUUGACUCAAAGUCUCAGUCUGUUAUUAGAAAAAGAAUUGUUAAAGAAAAGCUUACAUCAAGUUUAAAAAACCUUUUAACUGUUGUUGGAAUGACAAUUACAGAUCUCUCUGAACUUGGAUUCUUUUCACUUGUUGAUACAUUUCGAUUUACUAGUAAAAAUAUUGUUUUGAAACCAAAACAGUGGCAUAAUAUUGGGCUAAUUUUAUUAAAAUUACUUAGUAAGAAUAACCAUGACUUAGCUUCUUCCUUUGACAGUCGAUCGUUUGAAGUUGAUGAAUUAGCGAAAAGAGAAGGUCUUAUUACAAUGGACAAUUUGAACUUUGUUGUUGAAUCCAUAAAGAAUAUGAAAAUAACCUAACUUUUUAUUUUCUAUUAUUUAUAUUUGCCUUUAAAGUUGUAAAAAGUAUAAUAAUAGAAAAAAAAUAAACUA
Messenger RNA from Hydra vulgaris (swiftwater hydra), 1570 nucleotides. RefSeq names its product putative RNA polymerase II subunit B1 CTD phosphatase RPAP2. Gene Ontology annotation, cellular component: nucleus; cytoplasm. Gene Ontology annotation, molecular function: RNA polymerase II CTD heptapeptide repeat phosphatase activity; RNA polymerase core enzyme binding. The record is from RefSeq and is a predicted model, not a curated record. NCBI's taxonomy places the organism in Eukaryota, Metazoa, Cnidaria, Hydrozoa, Anthoathecata, Hydridae.